Gymnodraco acuticeps is the source of this 1631-nucleotide messenger RNA. RefSeq names its product actin, beta 1 (gene actb1). NCBI's taxonomy places the organism in Eukaryota, Metazoa, Chordata, Actinopteri, Perciformes, Bathydraconidae. The record is from RefSeq and is a predicted model, not a curated record. Bases 1 to 1128 code for a protein of 375 amino acids. The transcript has 6 exons.
AUGGAAGACGAAAUCGCCGCCCUCGUUGUUGACAACGGCUCCGGUAUGUGCAAAGCUGGCUUUGCAGGAGAUGAUGCUCCCCGUGCUGUGUUCCCCUCCAUUGUUGGGCGUCCCAGACAUCAGGGUGUGAUGGUUGGUAUGGGCCAGAAGGACAGCUAUGUUGGUGAUGAAGCCCAGAGCAAAAGAGGUAUCCUAACUCUGAAGUAUCCCAUUGAGCACGGUAUCGUGACCAACUGGGACGACAUGGAGAAGAUCUGGCAUCACACCUUCUACAAUGAGCUGAGAGUUGCCCCAGAGGAGCACCCAGUCCUGCUCACAGAGGCGCCCCUGAACCCCAAGGCCAACAGAGAAAAGAUGACCCAGAUCAUGUUCGAGACCUUCAACACCCCUGCCAUGUAUGUGGCCAUCCAGGCUGUGCUGUCCCUGUACGCCUCUGGUCGUACCACUGGUAUCGUCAUGGACUCUGGUGAUGGUGUGACCCACACAGUGCCCAUCUAUGAAGGCUACGCCCUGCCCCACGCCAUCCUCAGGCUGGAUCUGGCUGGCAGAGACCUCACGGACUACCUCAUGAAGAUCCUGACUGAGAGGGGCUACAGCUUCACCACCACAGCUGAGCGUGAAAUUGUGCGUGACAUCAAGGAGAAGCUUUGCUACGUUGCACUGGACUUUGAGCAAGAAAUGGGCACUGCUGCCUCCUCCUCUUCCCUGGAGAAGAGCUACGAGCUGCCCGACGGACAGGUCAUCACCAUCGGAAACGAGAGGUUCCGUUGCCCUGAGGCCCUCUUCCAGCCCUCUUUCCUUGGAAUGGAGUCUUGCGGUAUCCAUGAAACUACCUUCAACAGCAUCAUGAAGUGUGACGUCGACAUCCGUAAGGACCUGUACGCCAACACUGUGAUGUCUGGAGGUACCACCAUGUACCCUGGCAUCGCUGACCGUAUGCAGAAGGAAAUCACUGCCCUGGCACCCACCACCAUGAAGAUCAAGAUCAUUGCUCCCCCAGAGAGGAAGUACUCUGUAUGGAUCGGUGGCUCCAUCCUGGCCUCCCUGUCCACUUUCCAGCAGAUGUGGAUCAGCAAGCAGGAGUACGAUGAGUCCGGCCCCAGCAUUGUCCACAGGAAGUGCUUCUAAACAGACUUGUCAGUCCCCUCCCCAAAACACACACUGCUACAAACCCAAACGACUGGCUCUGCAUACACUCCUGCACCAACACACUGGUGUGUGCUGAGCCCACAACACUCUCUUCCAGUUUUUCCCUCAUCACUAUGGCUAUGACACCAAGCCCCCUGAUGGGGAGAAACUCUGCAGGAAGUUCAGAGCGUCCCAUGCGGUGUGAAUGUGUGGAACAUGAUGUCCAUUCUUGUGUUUGUGUAUGUCAUUCCAGAUGUGUUUGUUCACCACCUUAUUUGCCUCUAUGAAGGUUUCUUCUCUGGUGGGGCUCACUGCCCAACAGACCUGUAGUAUUGCUUAUGUAAAUUAUGCGAUCUUUUGUUUUUGUACUUUCAGCCUUAAACAAUACUUGGUCCAGUUUGUUUUUGUCAUUAUGCAAAAGACAAAGCUUCUACCUUGUAUGAAGGUUUGUGCAAGCCUCUGUUGUACACAACAACCCAAUAAAUCGCACAUGUCUGAAAUUC